AUGGCUACAAGGAGGAAAUCGGCAAGUCGUGUUCAAACAGAAACAUUAGAUGACCAAAAUCCUUCUAAUUGGACUUCAUCUCAACUUAAGGCUGCCCUCAGUAAAAUAGGGAUCAAGAUUACCGGAAAUUUAUCUAACAGUAGUUUAAGAAGACUGUAUUUGGACAAUCAAACAAAAAAUAGUUCCGCUACGAAUGACAAUUCCGAUAAUUUAGCUGAACGGAAUACAGUUUCUGAUGGAAACUAUUCAUUAAACGUAAGUGAUGCUACUAUACGUGAUCCUAUUGACAUAAAUACUUCCGAUCGCGAUGUUCACUCAACUCCUAUUUCAACCGUUCAACAGGAGAUUGCUACGCCGUCUACAUCAUAUGCGCACGCAAUUCCUCAGCUUCCGCCCACUGCUGCAUCUGCGCACGCAACCGUAAACAAUAACAAUCAAAAUGUAAACAUGCAAAACCUCUUGAUGAAUACAAUUCAACUAUGCCAGCAAUCUAUGCAACAAAUGAAUAAACAAGGAGAGCAGAUACAGCCAAGUUUCAAUCUAUCAACGGCUUUAGGACAUGGUUCAACUUCCCUAGGCAUUGCGCCGUCUUUUAAUUCCACUAUUCCCGUUUAUUCUACUAAUUCAUCAACUCCAGGAAAAUUCGGAUUCCCAGCUUCAUCGUUUUCAGCUGUUGACAUGGUUUCCCCCGAACUAAGGAACGAUAUCAUUACAGAUGAACAAGUUCAGACUUUUAGCGCCUCUAGCAGAAGCAACAGCCACUCCUUGCCCACAGCUUUCAGACAUUCUCUGGACAGCUCAGUAGAGACAUUAUGGAAGUAUUCUGUAGCAGACAGUACAAGAUCGCAUUACACUACAGGUUUUGACUUAUAUAAGAAGUUCUCCUUACUACAGGGAUCAUUCUGGACUUCAAAUGAAAUGCCGCCGGUUUCAGAAACUUUGUUAAUGAGAUUUGUUGCCUUUUGCGAUGAACAUAAAAGCUUAAAAUAUAGUACUAUUAAACUGUAUUUAUGUGGUAUAAGAUAUUAUUACUUGCAAUAUGCAGGAUUUAGUCCUUUAGAACAAUAUGGCAAGCUAUUAUUAUGUUUACAAUCUAUUUUAAAUGGUUUAAAAAAGAAGCAGAAAGGUUGUGUAAAAAGGCCUAGAUUGCCAAUUACUAUGUCUUUGUUGUAUAAAAUGGUUAUGCUAUUGAGAAACAAUUUUUUCAGUCUCUUUAACAAUGUUAUGUUAGAAGCAGCUUGUGUUGUAGCUUUUUUUGCUUUUUUGCGUUGUGGCGAGUUCACUAUACUUAGCAACUUUGAUUCGGAAACACAUUUGUGUGUUGGUGAUUUAGCAAUUUUUGAAGAUCACAUUUUAUUACAUUUGAAAAAAUCAAAAACAGAUCCUUUCAGACAAGGUGUCACUAUACCCUUAUACAAAAGUGGACACACUAUUUGUCCUUGCUUUGCUAUUAAAAAUUAUUUGUCUCUUCGAAAGAAAAUGUCAAGUAUUACAUCUGAUACCCUGUUUGUCUCUGAUGAUGGCAAUCCUUUAAGUAGACAAUUUUUUAUUUAACAUGUCAAAAUUAUUUUAGAAAAUUUAGGUCUUGAAAGCAAAAAUUAUAAUGUGCAUUCUUUCAGAAUUGGAGCAGCAACAACAGCACAGGAAGUAAGAUUAGAAGACCACUUAAUUAAAACUUUAGGCAGGUGGUCAUCAGAUUGUUAUCCUAGGUAUAUUCAUACCAGCCCUAAAGUAAUUCAACAACCUCAAAAUCAGUUAGUUUCAUCAAUUUCCUUGUCUUAAACUUUUGUACUGGCAAUAAAAGGAGAAUUAAACUUGGGGCUACAGCUGCAUCGCAUCUGUAUUUGGACUUUUCGAUAAAAUUGUAUACUUUUAUCAUCAAAUUUUAUCUUAUCCCCCAAGUUUUCUGUAUAUAUUAAUUUUCAUUUAUAUGUUAAAAGGGGGAUAACUCUUAAUGUUUAUUAUGUGUAUGCAGCUGUUAGUCCCCAGUUUUUCCAAUGUAAUUUCUAUUUUCAUAUUAUAUAUUAGUUUUAAUAAAUAGUUUUAUUAGCACUGGAUCUUUAUUUAGUCUGAGGAUAAUUAUAUUCCACAUUGAAAAACAACACAUAGAGUUACUUAUCACAAUAUUGGAUAUCAAAAGAGAUGCAAGGUAUACAUCAAUGAGAUAGUUCUGUCUUGGAAACUUAAGACUUAUUUAGGUCAAAUACAGUCUUCAACAAUAAUGUUAUUUCCAUCUCUGUCUACUUUAAGGAUGAAUAUAAAUUAACAAUUAUUUGGAUAAUUGAUGUUUAUAUAAAGGAUUAACUUAGUUUUAGUCAAUGAUAGGUUUUCCCCAUUUGUACCUCUUUAUCGUGUUAGCCUCAUUUUCAAAUUAUUUAAGAAAUAAUUCAUGGGGGCUUGAAUAUAUUGUUAUUUUACCACGGGUUGGCCCUUUAUGACAAAUAUUUUACCCUGAGCGAUAGCGAGGGGUAAAAUAUCGGCAUAAAGGGACAACCCGUGGUAAAAUCUAGAUAUAUUCAAGCCCCCAUGAAUUAUUUCGAUUCUAAUAGGACAAAUACGGCAAUUUUUUUGGAUCGAAGCGCUCUAGGUGGAGGCCAUUAUUUGCCGUUCCCAUAAAUUUACGCACUUUUAGAUUGGCGUAAAAGAACAGAGCAAACAGAAUAAGUGACAUGCUCAAACUAUUUACAAUAACGUAUUUAGAUAGAUUUGGAUACCUUUUAUUGAUAAUUUGUUUAUAUGUCUUCUAUGUGUAAAAAAAUAGGCUUAUACCACAAUUUUAGCAUCGUUUGUUUACGUUUCCUCGUUGUGAUGAUUUUCAGUAUCAGAAGCGUUUAUUUUCCCGUAAAAUGCUUAAAUUAUAACGUCAUCAUUCUAUGACGUCGUGUACUUCAUUCAUAAAAAUACAUAUGACGUGGGAGUACGAUCGGAACAGCCAAUGCAAUAUAUUCAUAUUUUACCAUGGGUGUGUACUCAAAGCGUUUGAAGGACGUCAUGUUAGGGAUAUACGUCAUCUAUAUUGCUGCUCUUGGAUCAAUAGCAGUGCCCCUUUUGUCAUCAGAUAUUUUCAUUACAUUUUGAUUGGAUUUUCAUAUUUUAAAUUUCCGCCACCAUCCCCACCUCUCUCCUUUUGUUGCCAGUGCCUCUGGGGACUAUUUAGUAGUCAUUACUAUUGUUGUAUAUACAUGUACUUAUAGCUGUAAUUUUAUGACCUUAAUUUUUGUAUUAUUUUUUUUUUUUUUAUACUGAUGUAUGAUUUUCUUUUAUUCUCUACUCAUGCUGACGUAUGAGUUUCUUUUAUACUACUCAAGCUGACGUUUGGGUUUCUUUUAUUUUUACUCAUGCUUACGUAUGAGCUCUUAUUUACUUUUCAUGCUGACGUAUGAUUUUCUUUUUACUUUCUCAUACUGACGUAUGAGGUCUUAAUUUGUACCCAUGCUGACGUAUGGGUUGUGUUAAUACUACUCAUGCUAACGUAUGAUUUUCUUUUUUUUUCACUACUCAUGCUGACAUAUGUGUUUCUUUUAUACUACUCAAGCUGACGUUUGGGUUUCUUUUAUAUUUUCUCAUGCUUACGUAUGAGCUCUUAUUUACUUUUCAUGCUGACGUAUGAUUUUCUUUUUACUUUCUCAUGCUGACGUAUGAGGUCUUAAUUUGUACCCAUGCUGACGUAUGGGUUGCAUUUAUACUACUCAUGCUGACGUAUGAGUUUCUUUUACAUCUUCUUAUACUUACUAGAUAUAGGAAGAUGUGGUGUGAGUGCCAAUGAGACAACUCUCCAUCCAAAUAACAAUUUAAAAAUUAAACCAUUAUAGGUUAAAGUACGGCCUUCAACACGGAGCCUUGGCUCACACCGAACAACAAGCUAUAAAGGGCCCCAAAAUUACUAGUGUAAAACCAUUCAAACGGGAAAACCAACGGUCUAAUCUAUAUAAACAAAACGAGAAACGAGAAACACGUAUAUAUUACAUAUGAGUUCUUUAAAUCUCUCUACUCAUGCUGACGUAUGAGUUUCUUUAAUUCUCAUCAUGCAUGAUGUUAGAUCUUUUCUAUACUCAUGCUGACGUAUGAGUUUUAACUCUGUACUCAUGCUGACAUAUGAGCUUUUACUCUCUACUCAUGCUGACGUAUGGGUUGUUAUUUUAUUUUUCAUUUUUCAUGUACUUAUGAGCUCCAAUUUGUAUUGUUAAUGAUGAGCUCUUAUAUUUGAUACUCAUACUGUUUUUUGAGUUUGUUUAUUUUAUUUACCUACUGAGGUAUGAAGGUGUUAAUUUUAAUCAUGCUGGACUUUUCGAUAAAAUUGUAUACUUUUAUCAUCAAAUUUUAUCUUAUAAUAUCCCCCAAGUUUUCUGUAUAUAUUAAUUUUCAUUUAUAUGUUAAAAGGGGGAUAACUCUUAAUGUUUAUUAUGUGUAUGCAGCUGUUAGUCCCCAGUUUUUCCAAUGUAAUUUCUAUUUUCAUAUUAUAUAUUAGUUUUAAUAAAUAGUUUUAUUAGCACUGGAUCUUUAUUUAGUCUGAGGAUAAUUAUAUUCCACAUUGAAAAACAACACAUAGAGUUACUUAUCACAAUAUUGGAUAUCAAAAGAGAUGCAAGGUAUACAUCAGUGAGAUAGUUCUGUCUUGGAAACUUAAGACUUAUUAAGGUCAAAUACAGUCUUCAACAAUAAUGUUAUUUCCAUCUCUGUCUACUUUAAGGAUGAA
Mytilus trossulus (common blue mussel) is the source of this 4696-nucleotide messenger RNA. RefSeq lists its product as uncharacterized. Bases 1 to 1554 code for a protein of 517 amino acids. The record is from RefSeq and is a predicted model, not a curated record. The transcript is spliced from 2 exons. Lineage: Eukaryota; Metazoa; Mollusca; Bivalvia; Mytilida; Mytilidae. Gene Ontology annotation, molecular function: DNA binding. Gene Ontology annotation, biological process: DNA recombination; DNA integration.